AUGGACAGCUCAAGACAAUUCAAGGCAUCCACAUUCCAGUCUACCUUGGAUUGUUCAAGGUCCCUAGACCAUUUCAUUAUCUCAGCAUGGUCCUGA
Molecule: messenger RNA, 96 nt
Organism: Cyphellophora europaea CBS 101466
Lineage: Eukaryota; Fungi; Ascomycota; Eurotiomycetes; Chaetothyriales; Cyphellophoraceae
Exons: 1
Coding region: 1-96 (31 amino acids)
Source: RefSeq, a predicted model, not a curated record